GGUUAGGAGCAGGCACGUGGUGCGAUGCAUGACAAUUUUAGGUUAGGUUCGAUAGAGAACAACAGAGAAUUGGAUUCGGACGGAACUGCCGAGUUAUGAUAGUUCUCGGGUUACCGCCGGCUUUACGCAAGGCCGUGCAUCUCGCUCAAAGCUUCAGUCGGUGUCGCGUGACACGUGAUAUUUCGAGGUUCGAUCAGUGUCGAACGUUUAACAGAAAGCCGGAGCAGAUUGACAGCAACGGCAAUAAGAAGCCGCGGCCAAAAACAGAGCCGAUUCCGAAGAUCACGCUCUUGUCAUCGGACAACUCGACCACUGUGACCGUGCUGGAAGUGGCUCAGCGUUUGGCGAAACGGCGCAACCUUACCCUCAUUAAGGUCAGCGACCUUGAGAGUAAGACGCAGCGACCGCUCUAUAAGUUAGUGAGCAAUACCAACAUUCUCGAGCACCAGACCGAAGAGGAUACUCAGGACACCAACAAGGCUGCACAGAAGUCGAGCAAGAGUACUAAAAUAUUCUACGUAUCCGCGAAGAUCACUGAACAUGACCUACAGACGAAGACGAAGAACAUGAUGAAAUUAUUGAACAAGGAAUACAAAGUUAAGAUCGCCAUUACUCUGGACGGUGCCGACGGGGGUAAGGUGCAAAGAGUCAUCGAGGAUGUUGUAAGAAAUGAUGGCAGUAUCCAGCGAAUGCCAUCAAAGAAGAACGUAAUUUUACUCUUAAUAAAUCCUUCACAUAAGAAUGAAGACGUUUCUGUAAAUAAUAAAGAUGAGACUGAAAAUUCCAGUAUAGUUAAUAAUGAAAGAGGUACGUGAGAUUGAAUGUUAUAAAUAUAGAUAGAUGAAAUCAGAAUUUAUCACUGUUG
Messenger RNA from Mycetomoellerius zeteki, 865 nucleotides. RefSeq names its product mitochondrial translation initiation factor 3. NCBI's taxonomy places the organism in Eukaryota, Metazoa, Arthropoda, Insecta, Hymenoptera, Formicidae. The coding region runs from base 96 to 815 and encodes 239 amino acids. The record is from RefSeq and is a predicted model, not a curated record. Gene Ontology annotation, molecular function: ribosome binding; translation initiation factor activity. Gene Ontology annotation, biological process: ribosome disassembly; mitochondrial translational initiation. Gene Ontology annotation, cellular component: mitochondrion. The transcript has 2 exons.